This is a messenger RNA of Heterocephalus glaber (naked mole-rat), 4504 nucleotides long. RefSeq names its product tyrosine kinase 2 (gene Tyk2). Gene Ontology annotation, biological process: protein phosphorylation; cytokine-mediated signaling pathway; growth hormone receptor signaling pathway via JAK-STAT. The record is from RefSeq and is a predicted model, not a curated record. Lineage: Eukaryota; Metazoa; Chordata; Mammalia; Rodentia; Bathyergidae. Gene Ontology annotation, molecular function: non-membrane spanning protein tyrosine kinase activity; ATP binding; growth hormone receptor binding. Gene Ontology annotation, cellular component: cytosol; membrane; cytoskeleton.
GACUGCAGCCAGCGGGCAUGCGCACUUUAGGCGGCCAGGGAGAAGUGUAGUUUCCGCGGCGAGCUGGCAGCGGCUCCCCGAGGCUGUGGGGCGGGUUCGCGGGUUCGAGCCUGUGUCUGCUGGGAAGGUGCUGGAGAUCAAACUUGGGGCCUUGCACGAGCCAGACGGGGACUGACCACAGGCACACCCCAGCUCCUCCAAAGAUGACUUUUUCCUUGGGGUCAUGUUUGUGAUUUUUCUCGCCUGUUUCAAGGUCUGUGCAGAAAGGGUAAGAUGCAGAACCUUGUGGAAACCUCCUCACUAUCAGCUUCUGAUGGCAACAUUCCCCUUACCUGCAUUUUCCAAAUGGAGAAACUGACGCUGAAAGUGGCUAAGUGAACUGUGUGAGUUGACACAGGAAGCUCCAGGACGGACCCCCAGGAUGCCCCUGUGUCAUCGAGGAGGCUCUGAGAAGGGCAGCCAGCCUGCCAGGGAUGAAGUGCAGCCCUUGGCCACCACGGGAGGCCUGCAGGUCCUUCUGCACUGGGCUGGCUCCAGUGGUGGGCAGCCCUGGGUCACCUUCGGUGAGGUCUCGCUGACGGCUGAGGAGAUCUGCAUCCGGGUCGCACACAGAAUCGGCAUCACACCAGCCUGCUUUAAUCUCUUUGCUCUCUUUGAUGCUGAGGCCCAAGUGUGGCUGCCCCCAAACCACAUUCUGGAAGUUUCUGCAGACACAAGACAGACGCUGUAUUUCCGCAUGAGGUUUUACUUCCGGAACUGGCAUGGCAUGAAUCCGCAGGAGCCACCUGUGUACCGCUGUGGACUCCCAGGGGCUGAGGCAUCCUCAGAACAAGCAGAACAAGGGGUACAAGUCUUAGAUCCAGCCUCUUUUGAGUACCUCUUUGAGCAGGGCAAGUAUGAGUUUGUGAAUGAUGUGGUGUCGCUGCGGGAGCUGUCAAGUGAGGAGGAGAUCCACCACUUUAAGAAUGAGAGUCUAGGCAUGGCCUUUCUGCACCUCUGCCACCUCGCUCUCUGCCGCAGUGUCCCCCUGGAGGAGGUGGCCAAGGAGAUCAGCUUCACGCGCUGCAUCCCGCGCUCCUUCCGGCAGCAGAUCCGCCAGUACAAUAUGCUGACCCGGCUGCGCCUUCGGAGUGUCUUCCGACGCUUCCUGCAUGCCUUCCAGCCAAACCACCUGUCCCAGCAGGUUGUCAUGGUCAAGUACCUUGCCACCCUGGAGCAUCUGGCACCCCGCUUUGGUGCCGAAUGCAUCCCUGUGCAUCACCUGGAGCUCCUAUUCCAGGCCGACAGGGAGCCCUGCUAUAUCCGGGACAGUGGGCAGCCCCCAGAAGCUGACCCCAUGUCGGCCCCUGGACCCCCCACCCAUGAGGUGCUGGUCACGGGUACCAGGGGCAUCCAGUGGCGCCCGGUACAGCCAGAGAGUUCCAGUGCCAAUGGCAGUGACAGCUGGAAUCCGAAAGCCAGGCUGCCUGGGAAAAAGGCCAGUGCCCAUGAGGAGGCAGGCAAGCAGCCAGUGGACAAGCCACAGGAGCCCUCUUGGACCUACUUCUGUGACUUCCAGGACAUCACCCAUGUGGUCCUGAAGGAAUGUCGCAUCAGCAUCCACCGGCAGGACAAUAAGUGCCUGGAGCUGAGCCUGUCCUCCCCGGCUGCUGCCCUGUCCUUUGCGGCGCUGGUGGACGGCUACUUCCGCCUGACUACCGACUCCAGCCACUACCUGUGCCAUGAGGUGGCUCCUCCGAGGCUGGUCCUGAGCAUCCAGGACGGCAUCCACGGACCCCUGCUGGAGCCGUUUGUGCGGGCCAAGCUGCAGCUGGAAGAGGGCGUCUACCUCAUCCACUGGAGCACCAGCCACCUUGAGCGCCUCAUCCUCACGGUGGGCCAGCGUGACCCGACCCCUGGCGGCAGUGGUGUGCAGAGUGUGCGCCUCCGCAAGUUCCCCAUUGAGCGGCAAGCCGGGGGCUUUGUGCUGGAGGGCUGGGGCCGCUCCUUCGCCAGCGUGCGGGACCUGCGGAUGGCCCUGCAGGGCUGCUCUCUGCGGGCUGGGGACGACUGCUUCUCCCUGCGCCAGUGCUGCCUGCCCCAGCCAGGAGAGAUCUCCAACCUCAUCAUCAUUCGGGGGCCUCGGGCCAGCACCCGGCAGCUCAACCUCAGCCAGCUCAGCUUCCACAGGGUACAGCAGGAUGACAUCACCCAGCUGUCACACUUGGGCCAGGGCACAAGGACCAACGUGUAUGAGGGUCUGCUGCGAGUGGGGACGCCCGAGGAGGACAAAGAGGACAGCAUGGGCCCUGUGGAGCCCAGUGGGGGCUGUGGGCAGGAGCUGCGUGUGGUGCUGAAGGUGCUGGACCCAGGUCACCACGACAUCACGCUGGCCUUCUACGAGACAGCCAGCCUCAUGAGCCAGGUGUCCCAUGCACACCUGGCCUUCCUGCAUGGCGUAUGCGUGCGCGGCUCCGAGAACGUCAUGGUGACGGAGUUCGUGGAGCAUGGGCCCCUGGACGUGUGGCUGCGGCGGGAGCGGGGCUGUGUGCCCCUGGCCUGGAAGCUGGUGGUGGCCCAGCAGCUGGCCAGUGCCCUCAGCUACCUGGAGGACAAGAACCUGGUGCACGGGAAUGUGUGUGGCCGGAACAUCCUCCUGGCCCGGCUGGGGCUGGCAGAUGGCACCAGCCCAUUCAUCAAGCUCAGCGACCCAGGCGUGGGGCUGGCCGCCCUCUCCAGGGAGGAGCGGGUGGAACGCAUCCCCUGGACUGCGCCCGAGUCCCUGCUUGCUGGGGCCAGCAGCCUGAGCACAACCACAGACAAGUGGGGCUUCGGUGCCACCCUGCUGGAGAUCUGCUUCAACGGCGAGGUGCCCCUGCAGGGCCACACCCCCUCCGAGAAAGAGCGCUUCUACCAGAAGCAGCAUCAGCUGCCCAAGCCUUUGUGCCCAGAGCUGGCCUCAAUCACCAGCCAGUGCCUGAGCUACGAGCAGGCCCAGCGGCCAUCCUUCCGCACCAUCCUGCGCGACCUCACUCGGCUGCAGCCCCACAGUCUAGUAGAUGUCUCAGCUCUGAACCCCGACUCACCUGCGUCAGACCCCACCGUUUUUCAUAAGCGCUAUUUGAGAAAGAUCCGAGAUUUGGGAGAGGGUCACUUUGGCAAGGUCAGCCUGUACUGCUACGACCCAAACAACGAUGGCACUGGCGAGAUGGUGGCAGUGAAAUCCCUCAAGGCGGGCGGCGGGCCCCAGCUCAGCUCGGGCUGGAGGCGGGAGAUCGACAUCCUUCGCACUCUGUACCACGAGCACAUUGUCAAGUACAAGGGCUGCUGUGAGGACCAAGGAGAGAAGUCGGUGCAGCUCGUCAUGGAGUACGUGCCGCUGGGCAGCCUCCGGGACUACCUGCCCCGGCACAGCGUCGGCCUUGCCCAGCUGCUGCUGUUCGCCCAGCAGAUCUGCGAGGGCAUGGCCUACCUGCAUGGGCAGCACUACAUCCACAGAGACCUGGCGGCGCGCAACGUGCUGCUGGACAACGACAGGCUGGUGAAGAUCGGGGAUUUUGGCCUUGCCAAGGCCGUGCCUGAAGGCCACGAGUACUACCGCGUGCGCGAGGACGGGGACAGUCCCGUGUUCUGGUACGCCCCCGAGUGCCUCCAGGAGUGUAAGUUUUACUACGCGUCGGACGUCUGGUCCUUCGGGGUCACACUCUAUGAGCUGCUGACGCACUGUGACUCCAGCCAGAGCCCCCCCUCGAAAUUCAUGGAGCUCAUAGGCAUCACCCAGGGCCAGAUGACUGUGCUGAGGCUCACAGAGUUGCUGGCGCGAGGGGAGAGGCUGCCGUGGCCAGACAGAUGUCCCCGGGAGAUCUACCUCCUCAUGAAGAACUGCUGGGAGGCCGAGGCCUCGUUCCGUCCCACCUUCCAGAACCUUGUCCCCAUCCUCAAGUCGGAGCAAGAGAAAUACCAAGGCCAGGCCCCCUCGUUGUUCAGUGUGUGCUGAGCCCAAGGGCGCCAUGCUUGGGGCGGCUUAUGGGGGUCCCUGCAGAAAGCCUCUUGUACCCACCCAUGAGGACCCCAGAGCAAGAGGCUGGCCUGGCUCGGCCCUGCUCUGCACACCCUGCCGCUGUUCAGGGGCUGUACUUCCACGACUGAGAGACCCAGGACAGGGCCUGAUCAGCCCUUCUGGCGACCAACAUAUGAGACCCGUGAUCUCCAUUGGCUACGUAUAAACUGCUCUUCCACUGCUGGCGGCUGUCUUCCUUGUGGCCAGCAGCUCAGGUCCACUCUGCAGACACCAGCUGCACCAAGGAGGAGGUCACUAUUAAACUUCUUGCUCAGUUUGUUGGUGCAUGUCUGGAAUCCCAGCACUCUGAGAGUCUGAGGCAGGAGGGUUUCAAAUUUGAGACCAGACUGGGCAAUUUAGCAAGACCCUCUUUCAAGAUUUAAAAAAAAAACUCUGGGAAUGCUGGAGCACACCUGUAAUCCCCGCACUCAGGAGGCUGAGGCAGGAUGAUAGCUAUGAAUUCGG